AUGCCGGAAAGUGCCCGAUGCCGGAGAGCGCCGGAGAAAGCCUCCAUGGGCGGCGGGAACCAGGGACUGCCAGCUGCCACCUCGCCCGUGCCGGCCGCGCACCGAGGCUGCUGCCACCGCACACGCGAUUUGCUGCGGGCAGCUCACGCCGAGUCUGUUUUGCGGAGGACAGAGGGCGAGAGAGCAGAGUUUGGGGGAAGGAGAGGAAGGGGAGCGCCUCUGGCUCCCCUCUGCGAGGCAGCAGUGUCGGGAGAAGGCAGACGGGGCAGCCACCCCCGAGAGACACGGCUGCCGGUGCCCGCGGCUGCGGCCGCGCUGUGCGUGACGGCAGCGCUCAGUCCCUCUCCCGGCACGGAGGGAAAGGAAUGGGAGGGGAAGCCCGGCUCCUGUCUGGCACUGGCUCGAAUCUCUUACCGCUACCCCCCCACCACUCCCGCUUUGCUUUGUCAGGCCGGGGGCCCGCGGCGAGGGGCGGCUGAGGUCUGCGAGGCAUUGACAUUUUACGGUUACGCGCGGUGCAAUAUUAGUGUGGGGAUGAAAACCAAAGCGGGGCCGGUCUGCGUUGGGCAGCGAGCGCCAACAUCCCGGUGCCGGUCCGCGCUGGCCGGAGAACACAGCAUCGCAGGGCCGGGCGCUACAAGCCCCGUCCCGUCUCCUCCCAAGCGGAGAUCAGAGAGGCUCGGGGCCAGUGCGGCCAGGAGCGCAGGAGGCCGGGAGUCGGUUCCCGGGCAUAGGGAUCCGUUGGGAUUUAGGGCCGGCCUCGAGGUGCUCCGCUCAGAGGAAUGGUCUCAGGGGCAUCCCGCGAUUAUAAAGAAGCGUGCGUGGAGUGACCGGGGUGGGAGGGGGUCCCUGUCUGUGACAUCUGUCUGUGAUGAGGAGCAGCUCAGACGCCCCCUUCUGUGCCGUUCGCCGUGUCCGACGGCUGUGUUUGUGCAUUUGCUUGCAGAACCUGCCUUCGGGGAAGUGAACCAGCUCGGGGGGGUGUUUGUCAACGGGAGACCCCUGCCCAAUGCUAUCAGGCUGCGGAUUGUGGAACUGGCACAACUGGGUAUCAGGCCGUGUGACAUCAGCCGGCAGCUCCGCGUUUCCCACGGCUGUGUCAGCAAAAUCCUGGCUCGCUACAACGAGACCGGCUCCAUCCUACCGGGGGCUAUCGGCGGCAGCAAGCCUCGGGUCACCACUCCCACGGUGGUAAAACAUAUCCGGACCUACAAACAAAGGGAUCCGGGCAUCUUCGCCUGGGAGAUCCGGGAUCGCCUGCUGGCCGAUGGCGUGUGUGACAAGUACAACGUGCCGUCGGUCAGCUCCAUCAGCCGCAUCCUCCGAAACAAAAUCGGGAACCUGUCUCAGCAGAGCCACUACGAGUCUUACAAGCAGCACCAGCCGCCCCCACAGCCUGCUCUGCCCUACAACCACAUCUACCCCUACCCCAGCCCCAUCGCUGCUGCAGGAGCCAAGGUGUCCACCCCUCCCGGGGUGCCGGCGAUCCCCAGCACCAUGGCCAUGCCCAGGACGUGGCCGUCCUCUCACUCGGUGACGGACAUCCUGGGAAUCCGGUCCAUCACAGAUCAAGCAGUGAAUGACACUUCGCCUUACCCCAGCCCCAAGGUGGAGGAAUGGAGCAGCUUGGGCCGAAACAGCUUCCACACGCCGGCCCAGCAUGCCGUGAACGGGUUGGAGAAGAGCUCCCUUGAGCAGGAGGCCAAGUACAGCCAGGUGAUCUGGAUGGCACCCAAUUCGAACCCCAUUUGUGAGACCUGCCUCUUACUGGCCACCUGCUUCCACGGCCAAAACACAGUGCCCUGUCCACCAACCCACAUGGCUUCAGGGCACUCCACCCGGAUGAAACUAAUAAAGAAAGUCAGAGAGGCACCCAAUGGCCUCCCAGCCGUCAGCAGUUUCGUGUCCGCACCAGCCAUGCCUCCCUACGCCACGCCAGCCCAAGUGUCACCUUACAUGACGUACAGCGCCACUCCAUCCAGCUACAUGGCCAGCCACAGCUGGCAGCACGCCGGGGGCACCCCGCUGUCCCCCCACAGCUGUGACAUCCCCGCCUCGCUGGCCUUCAAGGGCAUGCAGACAGCCAGGGAGGGCAGCCACUCUGUCACGGCCUCUGCGCUCUGAUGCAGGAGCUGC
Catharus ustulatus (Swainson's thrush) is the source of this 2136-nucleotide messenger RNA. RefSeq names its product paired box 9 (gene PAX9). Gene Ontology annotation, biological process: anatomical structure development; regulation of transcription by RNA polymerase II. Lineage: Eukaryota; Metazoa; Chordata; Aves; Passeriformes; Turdidae. Bases 1 to 2124 code for a protein of 707 amino acids. The record is from RefSeq and is a predicted model, not a curated record. Gene Ontology annotation, molecular function: RNA polymerase II cis-regulatory region sequence-specific DNA binding; DNA-binding transcription factor activity, RNA polymerase II-specific. The transcript has 7 exons.